Laccaria bicolor S238N-H82 is the source of this 1131-nucleotide messenger RNA. RefSeq lists its product as uncharacterized. Bases 1 to 1131 code for a protein of 376 amino acids. The transcript is spliced from 4 exons. Gene Ontology annotation, biological process: spliceosomal snRNP assembly. Gene Ontology annotation, cellular component: SMN complex; nucleus; small nuclear ribonucleoprotein complex. The record is from RefSeq and is a predicted model, not a curated record. Lineage: Eukaryota; Fungi; Basidiomycota; Agaricomycetes; Agaricales; Hydnangiaceae.
AUGGCACCGUUCAAGCGGAAAAGAGGCGAAGAUGACGAGGAUGACGAGGAUGACUUGGCUUAUGGGAAACAAAUUCUUCCAGUAGCCAACCUCCCAGACGACUUCGACGAAGAACCACUUGACGGUAUGCAGUAUCUUUUCACUGUGAGACGAGAUGCACGUUACCUUCCGCAUGUCGUUCGAGCGGUCAACCCUUACGAGAUCCCUGAAGUCGCGAAGACUACGAUACAGGAUACCAUCGCUCCUCAUCCGUCGUUGCCAUCUAGAGAAUGGUGCAGACUUCUUGAAACACGAUUGAGCAAUUUUCGCAAGAAUCUAAAUCAACCAACCAUCCAUGUCGGGCCUGCGCACGCUGCUCACCAAAAGCUAAUGCCGGAUAAGAAAGAACGAGACCACUGGUGGGACUUUCUGGCAGGAAAGCCAGAAACUUAUUGGAAUCCUCCAAAGAAAGCGAAACCCCAGCAUCCUUCCACCCGAAAACAAUAUGGACAAGGUCUCCGUGCUUGGGAGAGCCACUCGAUGGUUGGCCCGCCGGAGAUGCAACAAAGUGUCGUUUUGCACGGGAACGACGAUGAUGAGGUCAGGCAACUUCCGAGUGGUGAACCCACAGAAACCCCGCCUUCACCAAAGGGAACAACUGGAGACCUCGAGUGCCCCGAUGAACUUGUCUCUCCAAAUGUUUGGUCCAAACUUCCAGGGCACCCGCCUCGCGAACCAUCUACAACACUUUUGAAGCUUAUCGACGAGCGCAUGGCCUUGCAUCUUCUCAUGUAUUUUACCCACUGGAUUAACCUUUACCUCCAACAACGUGAUCAAGCGCACUAUCCUGAAGAAUCCCAUGCUCGAUGGAUAUUUGCUCUCCUAGCUCGAGUUGAUGAUCAUAUUUCAGCGGAUGAUAUGAACCUUUUACGAAAUGUAGCUCGGGCUUGCUUGGCAUUUUUGAAAUUCUUGAUCAAAGGUCGUAUCACAUCUACUGUACAGGGUCUUUCGCCAACCAACGGUCUGAAUGAACGUUCCUGCUGGAUCAUUGUAUCGACCAUUAUCGGAAAUUGGAAACAACGCGAUCUCUGGAUGGACGCCGAAGACAUGCUCAAAGAGAUGGCCUGUGAGAUUCCGCAAACUGUUGCAUAG